AUGAUCCCGGGGAACGAUGAGAAGAGCCAAAAGCGCCGCCAUAAAAUUGCACGAUACUUGAAUUUGACUUCGGCGUUGGCUUGGCGUGAACUAUCCAUUCAACUACGCGCAAAGUAUCCUAGCGUCCACCAUCUCGUCGAUGGAGGGCUAAUGACAGAAAAUGAAUUCGAAGCGCUGGAAGAGGUUCAGGCGGUCUGCCCCUCGGUACGCUGGAUGACGCCAUUACAUUGGGUCCAGAUGAUCUUGCAAGAACAUAUUGCUGAGGAUCAAACCGGCAGUUCAAAUUACAUGAAAGCUAUUAUGGGAGAAUUAAUGUCGUUUCGGCAGUCUUUCCGAGCGCUUUUCUGCUAUGAUUGGGUGUGCGUGCCGUUGGUUUAUACACAGGUCGCCACCGUAGCCACAUAUUCCUUUUUUAUAUUUUCGCUAUUUGGACGUCAAUUCACCAGUGCAGGGCGCGCCAUGACAAUCUCCUACUCUGGAAACUUUUUCCGUUUAUUGGUCCGGUGGAAGGGAUCGAUAUGGCGGACCACCUACAAAGAGUUGAUCGUAUAUUUGUCACUGUUUUAUGGCAUUAAGCUGUUUUACGAAUACGGGAUCGAAAUCUUGGUCCAGGAUCAAAAUCAAGUUGACGCAGCCAAAAACUAUUUCCGGUCGUACCCGAAGAUGCGAGACCUUGUCGAGGGCGGGUUGUUGACGGAAAAUGAGCUGAACGCACUGGAUGAUAUCCGGCAUUCCUGCCCGUCCGUUCGUUGGAUGGCUCCGUUGCAUUGGACCCAGAAGAUUUGCCAGGAGACGUUGGACGACGGCCCGGACAACACGAAAUUUGUGGGCGAUUUCCUAUCAAAACUUAACACGUAUCGACAAUCCUUCCGCAACUUAUUUUGUUAUGAUUGGGUGUGCGUACCGUUGGUUUACACUCAGAUAGCCGUUCUGGCCACAUAUUCCUAUUUCUUCUUUUCGCUAUUCGGUCGUCAAUUUUCUGAUGAAGGGGCAGAAUUGACCUUCCCCUUAUUCUUGGUCAUCGAGUUCCUCUUCAUCGUCGGUUGGUUAAAGGUGGCUCACGAACUGAUGCGUCCAUUUGGGCAUGGGGAUGAUGAUAUUGAAUUGCACUGGAUUUUAGAUCGAAAUAUUGCCGUGUCUUUUGCGAUUGUGCACAAGCUGCAAAAUACGGAGAGGCCCGCUGCAAACAACGCAAAUCGGCAUGCCAAAUGGAUUAUGGAUAGUUGGUUCGCAAAUGAGAAUCACAUUCGCGAUUGGUUAAACUGCACCCCCCAUAGCCAAGUGGUCUUGAGAGUUGGGCUACCGUACAACAGUGUACAUCAUGGAAGACCGUACUACAUAAUGUGGUCGGCUGUUUACAUUGUCAACGGGCAAACCGUUCAUGUGAGAUGGCGCUACGACCGCAUCUUCAUCGGGAUCAUCUUGUGCUGUCUGGGCAUCUAUGGAUUGGCCUAUUGGUGGCUGAUGGAGGGCGUUGAGAUCGACUACCAGGUGGAGGAUAUUGCGUCGAGGGAUGCCGUGGAAAACCAGCUCGGCCUCCGCCAGUCGACCAUCGAGGAGCAGUGCUCGAAGACGACGGGACGUUGCUGGAGGGUGGUGGACCGACUGAUUGAGGACAACCUCGGCUCCUAUGCAGAGCGCUGCCUCUUCAUGCAGGGCUUCGAAGAUGAGAGCGACUCGUCGAUUCGCAUCAUACCACCUGCCGGCACCUCGUCUCUAGCCGAAAUCUUCAGCAGCUCGGACAGCCGCUUCUGGCAAAUCGACCACACCCAGAUCACCGCCCAAUACGUCGCCGCGCUUGCCAUCGCCCCAUUCGUGUUCGGGACCUUCAAAAUGGACGAUAAAAAGGAGAAGCGCUCACUUCUCGAGAUCGGCCUCGGCGGCGGCACCUACGCCGGUUUCAUGCGCCACCACCGCCCCAAUCUGAACAUCACCUCCGUCGAGCUCGACGAGACGGUCAUCUACUUGGCCGACAAGUGGUUCGGCUUCAAGCAAAGCCCACUCCUCCAUGUACACGCCGAUGACGGGAUUGUCUUUGUCGAAAAGGCCGCACGGCGAGGAGAAGCCUGGGACGUCGUCCUGAUCGACGCUUGUGAUGGUAGUCAGAUUAUCCCAUGUCCGGCGCACGUCUUCCUCAACGACGUCUUCAUGGCCGACGUGCGGAAGGUGGUCAAGGAUCAGGGAUUACUCAUCGUCAACAUCCUCGACCUGCACGAAAAUGCCGCAAACAUUGCUGGGGUCUCCAAGCAGUUCGCCAGCCACUUCCCGACCUGCGCCACACUGCACAUGAAUUAUGAGAUCAACGUCAUCCUCGUCUGCCUACCGUACCAAAUUGGGGACGCCGACGCGCAGCUGCGCUUCUUCGAGUCCAGGAUUCCGCACGUCGUCGAGCAGCUUGGGUUGAAGAAGCUGUUGCCGCAUGUGGCCCCGCCGGUGGUCAGCAAUGGGCUGAAUCUCGACCUGGACGGGUUGAUCGACGACAUCAAUGCGAUGACGACCACUGAUCCAAAAGACGAGCCGAAAGUUGAAGACGUCAGCGAAGCCUAUCUCCGCCUUCAUGGCAUUCUCGACCUCAACAAAAAUGAUCUCAACUUUGAUGGUCUGAAUGUCAACCUCGAUUUGGACGAGCCGAAACGCAAAGCAGCGGCAAGCCAAAACCACUCUGCUCCGCAACACACCCAACAACAUUUUAAUGCCAACGCGAUGGUCCGGCGCCAAGUGUUCGAUCCCAGUUACGGUGUUUCUCAACCCCUGCCGCAACAGCCGAGCCCCUUUUACGGCCAGCAGCUCACUCACCAGCCAGACCGUUACUACGCCAAUCAGCACCAGUCGGCUGUUUAUCGGCAGCAGCAACAAAAUGCGUGCUACAACCAGACUGGGGCUUGGCAAAAUCAGGCUCACGCGUUCCGACCGAAUUCAAACAACGUGCAAGCCGAGCAUUACUUUAAUGCCAACCAGCAGGCUUUCCAUGUCCAACAUCAACUGCAGCAGCAGCAGCAGCAGCAGCAGCAGCAGCAGCAGCACAACUACAACUGGAUGCAGAUGAGGGAUGGCGGAUACCAAUAU
Molecule: messenger RNA, 3066 nt
Organism: Mesorhabditis spiculigera
Lineage: Eukaryota; Metazoa; Nematoda; Chromadorea; Rhabditida; Rhabditidae
Source: the annotation of a GenBank genome assembly